Messenger RNA from Oncorhynchus nerka (sockeye salmon), 398 nucleotides. RefSeq names its product guanine nucleotide-binding protein subunit alpha-12-like. The transcript is spliced from 4 exons. Gene Ontology annotation, cellular component: brush border membrane; heterotrimeric G-protein complex. Gene Ontology annotation, molecular function: D5 dopamine receptor binding; guanyl nucleotide binding; GTPase activity. Bases 3 to 398 code for a protein of 131 amino acids. The record is from RefSeq and is a predicted model, not a curated record. Gene Ontology annotation, biological process: Rho protein signal transduction; adenylate cyclase-modulating G protein-coupled receptor signaling pathway. NCBI's taxonomy places the organism in Eukaryota, Metazoa, Chordata, Actinopteri, Salmoniformes, Salmonidae.
GGAUGCGUGUAUUGGUAGAUGCACGGGACAAGCUGGGGAUUCCGUGGCAGAACUCUGAAAACGAGAAGCACGGCAUGUUUGUGAUGUCAUUUGAGGGGCGUGGUGGAGUGGCGGUAGAACCAAUGGAAUUCCAGCUUUAUGGUCUGGCGCUGGACGCUCUGUGGAGGGAUUCUGGAAUACAGGACGCCUACACACGACGCAGUGAGUUUCAACUGAGUGAGUCGGUGAAAUACUUCCUGGAUAACCUGGACCGGAUUGGCCAGCCGAACUAUAUCCCUAGUCUCCAGGACAUUCUGUCCUUCUCUCCUAGGAAGGCGUUCCUGGUGCAAUCGUUCAGUCCUUCCCUAACCGUGGGAAAAACCUCUGUUUCAUCACUCCUCCCCGUGAUCUCCAUGUGA